This is a messenger RNA of Bombina bombina (fire-bellied toad), 1049 nucleotides long. RefSeq names its product inducible metalloproteinase inhibitor protein. NCBI's taxonomy places the organism in Eukaryota, Metazoa, Chordata, Amphibia, Anura, Bombinatoridae. The record is from RefSeq and is a predicted model, not a curated record. The transcript is spliced from 7 exons. The coding region runs from base 77 to 970 and encodes 297 amino acids.
UGUAUAAUGUCCCUUAGUCAACACAUACUUAUAGAUCACACCACCCACGGAAGUAUAAAUAUUGAGGAAGAACCACAUGAGACCAGCUUUACAGAGAGACAGAUUAUACAAGAUGAGGAUGACGAUCAGUGUGAUUUGCCUGCAGGUGGCCAUAGCAUUAUGUGUGACCGUGGUAAAUGGUAAAAUCCCUAUCAUCAUAGAAGGAGAAUGUAAUGGACCCAAUGAGGUUUAUAAUAGCUGUGGUACCGCGUGUGAAGUAACUUGUGCCAAUCGACUUAACCCACCUCAGUUGUGCAUGGACGUAUGUAACCCUGGGUGCUUCUGCCUCGGUGGUUACUUUAGGAAUAGUGCAGGAAUCUGUGUCCCUGAAAUUCAAUGUGACUCAGUGCAAUGUGAUGGGUUAAACGAGGAGUUUAAUAGCUGCGGCACCUAUUGCGAAGUGACCUGUGCCAAUAGACAUGAACCACCCAGGCCAUGUGUGGCAGCAUGUAAUGCUAAGUGCUUCUGCAAGCCUGGCUACUUAAGAAACAGUGCAGGGGUCUGUGUCCCAGAAAGCCAGUGUGAAAACGAAUGUAACGGACCCAAUCAGGUGUAUAAUUACUGUGGUCCCGCUUGUGAAGUAACUUGUGCCAAUCGGCUUAACCCACCCAGGGUUUGCAUAAUGCUAUGUAAACCUGGUUGCUUCUGCAUUCCUGGCUACUUUAAGAACAGUGCAGGAAUCUGUGUCCCUGGAAAAGAGUGUAAUAUAGGAAAAUGUUACAGACCCAAUGAAACAUAUAACAGCUGUGGUAGCUACUGUCCACUGACAUGUGCCAACCAAUUUCGCCCACCCAAGGUGUGCAAUAAAGGAUGUAACCCCGGGUGCUUCUGCAAUGCUGGCUACCUAAGGAACAGUGCAGGAAACUGUGUCCUCAAAAGAAACUGUGAUAAAGAAUUACUGAGUGAGGAUAAACAAACGAUAAACGAAUAAAGUGCUGUGAUUCCAAAUUUUAUUCAGACUGUAUGUCUUUUAAAAACUGCUUUCCUAAUAAAACAUUUGAUGUAUGUUA